AUGGACACAAGGCUCAUAUUAACCCUACUCCUGUUCUGGAGCCUUCCCAGUGGACUGGCCUCUGAUGACCCAGCAGCCGAGUUGGAUAAGGAGCCAGAGUACUGGAAUGCCCAGGCCAGAGGAUCUCUGGAGGCAGCUCUCCGCCUGCGACCCCGAGCUCACCGCGCCAAGAAUCUCAUCCUCUUCCUUGGUGAUGGUAUGGGUGUUUCAACUGUGUCUGCUGCCCGCAUCUUGAGGGGUCAGAUGGAGGGCCAUUCUGGAGAGGAGACAUCUCUCGCCAUGGACACGUUCCCCUACCUCGCCCUGUCCAAGACGUACAGUGUGGACAAGCAGGUAGCCGACAGUGCAAGCACAGCCACAGCCUAUCACUGUGGCGUGAAGGCCAAUGGCAAGACUGUGGGCCUCAGUGCCAAUGCAGUUGCCUAUGAGUGCAACACCACUUUUGGCAAUGAAGUCUAUUCUGUUCUACACCGUGCUAAAGCACAAGGGAAGUCGGUGGGCAUUGUGACCACCACCCGUGUCCAGCAUGCCUCCCCUGCUGCCGCCUACGCUCACUCUGUGAGCCGCAGCUGGUACAGCGACGCAGAUAUUCCCUCUAGUGCCCGUCGGCAGGGCUGCAUAGACAUCGCCACACAGCUGGUCACCAACACAGACAUCGAUGUGAUUCUCGGUGGGGGUCGUAUGUACAUGUCACCAAAAGGCACCCCAGACCCAGAAUAUCCUACAUCAUCUUCACGGAAGGGCGAUCGCAAAGACAAGAAGAACCUCAUCAACAUAUGGCUGAAUGCCCGGAAGGGAAGGAAUGCUCAGUAUGUUUGGCACAAGGACCAGUUUGAUGCGGUGGAUGUGAAAACCACAGACUGCCUCAUGGGUCUCUUUGAGGCAAAGGAUAUGAGGUUUGAGGUGUUCCGCAAUCGGACACGAGACCCUUCCAUUGUGGAUAUGACAGAGAAGGCCAUUCAGAUCCUAAGCAAGAACCCUAAAGGCUUUUUUCUCUUUGUAGAAGAUAACGGGAGAAUCGAUCAUGGGCACCAUGAUGGUAUAGCCAAGCUGGCGCUGACAGAGACGGUGAUGUUUGACAGAGCAGUGCACCGGGCAUCCCAGCUCACCAAUGAGUCCGAGACUCUCACCGUAGUCACCGCAGACCACUCCCACGUCUUCACCUUUGGAGGAAACACACCUCGGGGCAAUCCCAUUUUUGGUCUUGCAACAAAGAAGGCAGAUGAUAGGCUGCCUUACACGAGUAUCCUAUAUGCAAAUGGUCCAGGAUACCUGCAUGUAAAUGGGACAAGAGGAAAUGUCACAGCUGUGGACUACUUUGAUGAGGAGUACAUGCAGCAGUCAGCUGUGCCACUGGACUCAGAGACCCAUGGAGGGGAGGAUGUGGCCAUAUAUGCCAAAGGCCCCAUGGCUCACCUCUUCCACGGGGUAAAGGAACAGAACUACAUUGCCCAUGUAAUGGCCUACGCAGCCUGCCUGGAGCCCUAUACAGACUGUCCCCCUCUUCCGCAAAGCUCUGGGGGUCAAUCACACACCUUCUCAGGAAUGUUACUCUCUCUGACUGUGCUGCAGUGUGCCCUGUCAAGAUGAUUACGGUUCAUUUCUGCCUUAGAAGGAAAGUUUCAAAUUGCUCAAGCUGAGCAAAGGAACAUUUAUUUUGUGCUUUGUUUGAUUUGUCUGUUGAUUUGUUUUUGUUUGUUUGGUUGUUCGUAAACACAUUUUAUGGAUUAAAACGUCCUGUUAAACAGGAAAUAUAUGUUACUAUUUUUCAAUGGGAAGGUUUUCCUUUCCAUUAAUUUUCACAAUGUCUUUUGAGCAUGCUUAGCAAGUAAGUAUACUCACCUUUGCCCCUGGGUCUUGGGCGUUGCAAGCCAGCAAGUAAAAGCUGCACUUUACGGUCACUUAAGGUUGGAUUACAGCCUUGUUCAAGUCAGUUUACCGGCACAAGUCGCCAGUAAUUUACUGAACAAAAUGUAAAACAUUUUUUAUUACAAAAUUAAUGUAUUUCGUAUUUUUGUAUGCAUUUGUAA
This is a messenger RNA of Clupea harengus (Atlantic herring), 2030 nucleotides long. RefSeq names its product alkaline phosphatase, intestinal, tandem duplicate 1 (gene alpi.1). Gene Ontology annotation, cellular component: plasma membrane. Gene Ontology annotation, molecular function: alkaline phosphatase activity. The record is from RefSeq and is a predicted model, not a curated record. The coding region runs from base 1 to 1590 and encodes 529 amino acids. Lineage: Eukaryota; Metazoa; Chordata; Actinopteri; Clupeiformes; Clupeidae. The transcript is spliced from 11 exons. Gene Ontology annotation, biological process: dephosphorylation.